Molecule: messenger RNA, 1716 nt
Organism: Triticum urartu
Lineage: Eukaryota; Viridiplantae; Streptophyta; Magnoliopsida; Poales; Poaceae
Source: RefSeq, a predicted model, not a curated record
CUUUAUUUAUUAUAUACAAACCCUAAGCGGCGGCAGCGGCGGCUCACCCUGGUUGCUAGAUCUCACCACUAAAAAGCGAGCGGCGGCGGAGAAAAAGUCGAGGCGAGGACGCCCCCUGAGAUAGAGAAGGAAGGGAAACCCUGCAAGUUGAUGGAGCAACAGCUGUGUGAAGUUCUUUCUUGCGGCCCUGCGACCGAGAUUAGGGUUCCGGAUCGCCGUCGCCUUCGCGGGAAGAAGGGGAAACGCAGGAAGGUUACACUGAAGAGUGAGAGGUCAAAUUCGCGAGCCCCCCUCGCAUUGUUGCAUGGCAGUAAUUUUGAUUCUGAUAGUGGUCACGAGGACAAGGAACCUGGAGAUCCCAACAUAAGUGAUGAGGGUGUUGAUGAGAUGGACAGAGGCAAAUCACCCACACAACUAGCCAUGGAGGCCAAGGAGAUGGCCGCAGAGAAGGCGGAUUUCGCUCGCUACAUUAGGAUCUGGAAGUCUAGCUGGGGAUUCGAAGGCUACGGUUCCUUCCGAGACAUGACGACAGUGAGCUCCAUGCACUUCACAAACUUGAUACCUGGCAGUGACCCAUCAGACCGUGGGACAGUCGCGCCUACACUGCAGGUCUUCUCCAUCAAAAUCUCUGAAAUAAAAGGCGGCUUGCGGUGGCCAUUGUCUGUGUAUGGCGUGGUUGCAGCACGCGACGCCGUGGAUCACAACCGCAACCUUCUGUUUGCUCGCGAUAGGAGUGUGUACCAGACAAUCAAAGAAGACGAUCCUUAUUUGCGCUUGACUGGCCCCUCCCGUGCAAUUGUGUUUGGGGAUCCCGUGGACUUUGAAAUCCAACUGAAACUAAGAGGCAGCACAGCGGCUCGAGAUAGAGCAUUGAUCACUAGUACAGAGCGUUACUCCACAGGAAUUGGUCCCAUAUGCUUUGAGAACUGCUUCUGUACAACAGAGUUAAAGUUGGAGGCGAUUGAGAGGUCGGUCCAGGCCACUAUCUUGGGUGUCUGUGACAAAGGGGGGCCGUGGGCUUCCAAAUAUGGAGGUAGAGUUGUUUGCUAUGCGCCAUCACGGUCAGGUGAGAUCAAUGGGGAAGUGGUCUUGUCCGAUUCAUGUAGCGGAGGAAUGAUGCCUACCGGUUUGAGUGGUCACCUUCGUCUGUCAAGGAAUGUUGUUUCUGUAGAAAUGCAAGGCAGUCUACAAGUUAGCUUACAGGCCUACUCAUCUUCUGGUGGGUUCUCUCAACGAAAAGUUGUGUCCUUCAAAGCUAAGUCGUGUCUCAUAAGUCAGGCUAGUGUUACCUUUGGUGGCGCUAAGGUGGAGAUUACAGUUGCUUGGUCCCGUCUUGUUUCAGAGAAGGAGGAUAUCACAACAAAGGGCUGGGUGCAUGGACUUGGAGAUUCAGACAAGGUGUGAUCCAGGAUAUUGUGAGUAGUAGGUGUGAAACGAGAGACCAAUACCAAAAACAGAUCUCUGCUCAUUUUGUCCAUUCGAUUUGGUGAAGUGUGCUUAGUAUUUAUGUAUCAAUUAGCUUUGAAAUAUCUCCAACUUGUUAUCCAACUACUUGUGCAUUAGCGUAUCAUCCAAUUAUUUGUGUACCCAUUGUAAGUAUUAUGUUAUGUUUUGUGAACUAUUGAUGCUUAAGUAAUCAUCAGUCUUAUCUGAUAGUUUGUGUAUAGGUCCUCUUGUUAUUUGUACUUCAUUUGUAAUAUGGCAGUGUGACCUAGU